Molecule: messenger RNA, 1032 nt
Organism: Rhodamnia argentea
Lineage: Eukaryota; Viridiplantae; Streptophyta; Magnoliopsida; Myrtales; Myrtaceae
Exons: 2
Coding region: 18-791 (257 amino acids)
Source: RefSeq, a predicted model, not a curated record
CUCCGGUAUUACACGAUAUGCCACAACUCAGGAACUUCUACCCCGACUUGCUCACUUUGAACUGGCCAUUCUUGAAGGAAUUGCAAGUGACCCAUUGUGACAAACUGAACAUGUUGUCAUUUCUGGCAUCCAUGAACAAGUGGGCUCGGAGAGACAAUCAACAUGACCUUUCGGACGAACACUUCUCGGUUGAGAAGGACAUUCCCAUCUUAGAGAGACUUUUAUUAGUCGAUAAAGAUAUUCAGAUGAUAAAAAGUGAAAAUUUUUCUAAUGACACUGGCAAGCGAGAAGCACUAACAUUGGCAUGCUUUCAUGAUGAAAGGACCAUCUUUCCUUCCCGCUUUCUCCUACAAAGAUUUCACAAUCUAAAAAGCCUUGAGGUUUUCCGUAGUUCCUUUCAAGAUGUAUUCCUUGAUGAAGGACUUGUGGACGAGGGAAAACAUCCGGCGCUUGAAAAUUUAAGGGAACUUAAGUUGAGCAAGCUACACAACCUAAAGCGUGUCUGGAGAGAAGACUAUUUAAUCAAAAAAAUUCUUCAAAGCAUUGACAAAUUUGAGGUUUGGGAUUGUCCUGGUUUGACAACAUUAUUUCCAGCUGUGACAUUCUUCCAGAAUUUGACGGAGUUAGUAGUGAAGAAUUCCUCCGGAUUGGUACAUCUAGGGACAGCUUUAGCGAUCGCAAAUUUGAUGAAUCUCACCGAUAUGACUAUAAUAGGAUGUGAAAGAAUGAAAGAAGUAGUGACAAGCAAUGGUAAAGGAGAGGAAAAAGUGAUCUCUUUUGGGAUGCUAUAAAGGUUGACACUCCAAAAUCUGCCAAGCCUAGAAUGCUUCUCCUCCACCACAAGUUGCAGCUUUAGUUUUCCAUCCUUGUAUAGUAUUGAAGUGGAAGAGUGCCCCAAAAUGAAGAUCUUUUCCAAGGGUACACCGAGCACCCCACAACUACAAUAUGCGAGCCUGUUCGGAUACAAUUGGGACUUGAACCGGGAGGGUGAUCUCAAUGCAACCAUACAAAGCAUAAACAAAUGCACAUAAA